Messenger RNA from Anopheles gambiae (African malaria mosquito), 465 nucleotides. Its product is annotated as serine protease inhibitor Kazal-type 1-like. The record is from RefSeq and is a predicted model, not a curated record. The transcript has a single exon. NCBI's taxonomy places the organism in Eukaryota, Metazoa, Arthropoda, Insecta, Diptera, Culicidae. Gene Ontology annotation, molecular function: protein binding. The coding region runs from base 1 to 285 and encodes 94 amino acids.
AUGCGUGUGCUGAGCUGCAUCACUGUGCUGUUGGUGGCACUGGUGGCCGUGCUGGUUCUACCGGGCAGUACCACUGCCUUCAGAAGGAACUAUAACGGGGUGUGUGCCUGUCCCAAGAUUUACCGGCCUAUUUGUGGAAGUGAUCUGAUCACCUACGCCAAUAGCUGCAUACUGCGGUGCAAGGUGGACAGUUCCUACGGCAAAUCGGUUCAGCUGCGGAUACUUCGCGACGGAGAGUGUGAGCGCAAGGCACCGAUUCAGAUUCCCGAGGAGAUCCUGGAUUAACGCGAACGAACACCAUAAGGAACUGUAUUUGUGAUAGCGAAGGAUAUGGAGAACAAAGACAAAGAAGUAAAGUAAAGGAAUGCUUCAACUGCAUGUGAUGUGAAAUAAAUCGACAAUAAAGUAUUGAUUUGUUAAAAAAAAACAAAUUAAAGGUGCUAAUAAAUGAGAUUUACAUAACAA